Messenger RNA from Schistocerca serialis cubense, 2181 nucleotides. Its product is annotated as alanine aminotransferase 1-like. The record is from RefSeq and is a predicted model, not a curated record. Gene Ontology annotation, biological process: biosynthetic process. The coding region runs from base 529 to 2142 and encodes 537 amino acids. Lineage: Eukaryota; Metazoa; Arthropoda; Insecta; Orthoptera; Acrididae. The transcript is spliced from 12 exons. Gene Ontology annotation, molecular function: pyridoxal phosphate binding; L-alanine:2-oxoglutarate transaminase activity.
CCAUUCAGAAGGGCGAAACAUCAGCGGAAGUCGACACCCACAGGCGAGCUGCUUGGGAAGUGUCAACACGCGGUCGUCCUCACUAUCAGCUCUGCUGCAUGGACCGUUAGACUAGCGCUUUAGCACGCACCUUCGGACCUGAACGUCACCAGUGGAGGGACACACAGUAGCAGACGAUUCGUCCACACGAGCAUCUGUGCGGAGGACGUGUCGAGCUCAUUUACCCGUUGAGGUGUUGCAGCUUCUCUGUCGCGUUGUUUCUGGCUCGACGAAAGUCAUCUCAAAAGACUUGCACCAGGCGACCGGUCUACCCGACGGGAAGCCCUAGCCACACGACAUUUCAUUUCACAAGUUACUGUGCGCGCUGGUAUGACUUCUGUAACAAGCUCAUCAGACAGUUACCACUAAAACUGGCUACAGUUCGAAUUCCGUCUCAAGCCGUAUACGGUCUGCAGUUCCCUGCUCAGCUCACUCUUAAUAUCGGGAAUUCCGAAUUAGUGAGAGCACGUUGAAAUUCCAAGAGCAGCCAUGGUAGGAAUCAGUGUGUUUCAUUCUGUGCGGACCCUUAAAGCGCGCAACGCCAUGCCGAUAUACGAACGCGUGAACUGGAGUGCCGCACUGUAUAUGGAGACAGAAGCUGUACCUCCUCAUACAGCUCGCAACAUGAUGACAGCCAGUAGUAUCGGUGGGGAUCGUCCCAGCAGGCGAGCUAAGAGUGUCACUCUGGAAACACUCAACCCGUGCAUAAAGGAAAUGCAGUAUGGUAUUACGGGACCACUCGUGAAUCGUGCGUCGAAGAUCGAAAAGGAACUGGAAAAGGGUGUCAAGAAACCAUUUACAGAAGUUAUUAAAGCAAACAUUGGUGACUGCCAUAGCUUGGGGCAAGUGCCUAUCACAUUUGUUAGACAGGUGCUUGCUAUGGUUUCAUAUCCAGUGUUAUUGGACGAUCCCAGGUUUCCCUACGAUGUAAAAUAUCGAGUCAAAGAGAUCCUGGCUAGCUGUCCAGGUGGCAGUGUGGGGUCUUAUCCUGAAUCUGCUGGAACUGAAGUGAUCCGUAGACAUGUAGCAGAAUUUAUAGAAAGGAGAGAUGGUGCCCCAAGCUCUUGGGAGGAUAUUGUCAUGACAUGUGGCGCGACUACAGGCAUAAAGAUGGUGCUGUACUUGCUGAUAGGAGAAAUGAAUGGGAAAAAGGCUGGUGUCAUGACUCCAAUUCCUCAGUAUCCUAUAUACUCUGCUACUCUUUCAGAAUUUAACAUGGUGCAGAUACCAUAUUAUCUAGAGGAAGAAAGUUGCUGGGGCUUGGAUCUAGCUGAGCUGCAACGUGCCAUAGAUGAAGCUAGAAAAGUAUGUAACCCUCGUGCUAUAGUGAUUAUAAAUCCAGGAAAUCCAACAGGGCAAGUCCUUUCAAGAAAUAACAUUGAAGAGAUAAUUAAAUUUGCGUAUCAGGAGAGAUUAUUUAUUUUAGCUGAUGAGGUGUACCAGGACAAUGUGUAUGCAGAAGAGAGCAAAUUCUAUUCAUUUAAGAAGGUUAUGAUGGAAAUGGGACCACCUUAUAGUGAGAUGGAGAUGGCCUCUUUCAUGUCAGCAUCGAAAGGAUACUUGGGAGAGUGUGGACUACGAGGAGGAUACUGUGAGCUGAUCAACCUAGAGCCAGAUGUGAAAGCAAUGUGCAUGAAAAGUUUUACUGUCAUGUCAUGUCCUACUGUCCCAGGACAGGUUGCAAUUGAUUGUGUAGUCAAACCACCGCAGCCAGGUGAUCCCUCAUACGAACAGUUUACUGCCGAAAAGGAGUCUAUUUUAAACUCACUCAGUGUAAGAGCAAAGACAGUUGUAAACGUGUUCAACAGUCUAGAGGGGAUGUCCUGCAACAAAGUGCAAGGUGCCAUGUAUGCAUUCCCACAGUUACAUCUUCCUCCCAAUGCUAUAAAGGAAGCUAAACAAAAUAAUUUACCACCCGAUGCUUUCUAUGCAUUGGGAUUAUUGGAGGAUACUGGUAUCACUGUUGUACCAGGAUCAGAAUUUGGACAAAAACCAGGGACAUAUCAUUUCAGAACUACAAUUUUGCCUCAGCAUAACAAACUGAAGAGUAUGAUGAACAAAAUCAAGGCUUAUCAUGAUAAAUUCAUGCAGAAGUAUGGAUAACACAUAAAUUUCAGAAAACUAAUCACAAGUUUGACUGGA